CAGCACCGAAGCUGUCAAAACACAGAUUUGUGAGCCUUUCUGUCUGAAACAGUGUCGAAAUCCAACAAAAUCAUACACUUUUCAGAGCUUUGUGCAAAGUCCGAUAGGUGACGCUACUGAGAAACUUGGCAGCAAGGGAAGAGGGAGAAUAUGUUUGGAAGAGAAGAAGGAAAAAAUCAAAACAUUUUUCGUAGCGUCUUUUGCAUGUUUGUGGUUCGCAGCUUCGUGGCGUCUUUCGCAGCAUUUUAGCAACCUUGUACGCAUUUGUGUUGAUAUUUAAGUUAGUUUUCUUUAUGAAAAUGGACUCAAAUGAGAAAAAACUCUCGGUUAUAAACAAAUUGUGUGGCAAAAAUCGCCAUUUGCAGGCUCUGCGUAAGUCUGGCGUUUUAUACCGAAGAGCCGCAAAACUGUUAAAGCAGUAUAAAGAAUCGGUGGAAGAUAUUGUGAAUGUGGUAUCGCCAUCAGAACUACAAGCAGCGUCGACUUCACCGGAGCUGUUCGAUGGCGAGAAUACCGAUAUGGCAUCAUCAGUUGAUCCCGAACUCAUGCUUUUUCAAGAAACUCAGGAUUUGGAACUGAACCUAAGUGAAUCGGAAGAUGAAGCAUCGAUGGACGACGAUCAGGACAUAGCAUCUGAGGACGAUGAAAACGAUCCUGACUACACCAAAAUGACAAGCGAAGAGGGCUUACGGUAUUGGGCGCUAGCUCGAUCAGAAUCGCACGCAUCUUUAAAAAGUUUGUUAAAAUAUCUUCGAGCCAACACAGAUCUCCGUGUGCCUAAAGAUCCAAGGACAUUGCUGCGGACACGACGAAAUCCUGCUAUCCUUUCGUCCAUAGGAAAUGGCAAAUUUUGGUAUAAUGGAAUACGCCACUGCUUGACAAGUGAAAUGCGAAAACAUACUGCAGUGCCAUAG
Molecule: messenger RNA, 914 nt
Organism: Anopheles coluzzii
Lineage: Eukaryota; Metazoa; Arthropoda; Insecta; Diptera; Culicidae
Exons: 3
Coding region: 294-914 (206 amino acids)
Source: RefSeq, a predicted model, not a curated record